GUCCCUUCUGUGUUUCCUUAGUUGUGCUGGCUACAUUAACGUUAGCUAAUGGCUUGUAGCUGUUAGCCACCAGCUAAAGUGGUCCAGGAGUCAAAUUUAGAGUGAAAACUGCCCAUUUUGUCUCCGAACAAGCAACGUUGGAGAAUAUGGUUUUGAAUCUCUGUCUGCCGGCCUUUCAUACGACAGUUGAAUGCAACAAGCUUUGUGCAGAUGGCUAUGAUGUCACAAACCUUUUGUCAGCCGACCCUACUCUGCGGAGGCGGGGCUUCAAGCUGGAGUACUUCCUACGGCCACCUGUACAGGUGACGUUGAAGUUCGGCUUCCAGGUGGAGCUGUGCAGGGUGGAUGUGGAGCUGUGGUCCUGGGGCAUGGACCGAGGGCAAGUUUGCAAGAGGCUGGAGAUCAGCACCAGCUCUGAUACGUUACCCACCCAGAACUCUGACCAAGGCCACAAAGGUCAUCACAAGAAACAAAUGAAUGUAAAGGACCAGAAACCAAGCAGACAACACGAGCAUGCGGUUAAAUACGGCCAGAGUAAUGGCCAGCAGUGGAGACUUCGGGCUCAACAGUGGGGGGGGGAGGCCCCGGGCGAGCCUCCACGAGGGGGCCAUGCCUUCAAAUCAAACACGGAACCCAGUGAUCCUGAGCCAGACUUCAAACUGGUCGGUCGGUGCGAACUCACCGAGGAGACCCAUGUCUGUUUCACGCGUCCAAAUUUCACUCCCCGGCCCCCGUUUGUCUCCCCUCCGCCGCCGCGACCUUCGACCUCUCGUAAAGAGGAGCUGUGGAGUCGGGGACUGCAGUCGUUGGGCGCAGUGACGCAACUCCGCGUGACCUUGCCGUUCGGCGGCUCGGCGUCGGCUCUCGGCCUCAAGGCUUUGGCCGUGUGGGGACAACCGGCUCGCUGCUGCCCUGCAGAAGAAGUGGACAGGAUCCAAAGAGACCACGCAGCCAGCGAAAGACGCGUCCCCAGGCCGGUGUUUUUUACCCCUUCUGGCAGCAGGGAUAAACCAACGCCGCAAGCAGCUACGUCCCAAAGUAGUCUUUCCAUCCCAGAAGACUUCCUGGACCAGAUAACCCAGGAGGUGAUGCUGCUGCCCAUGCUGCUGCCCAGCGGCGUGUCAGUGGACAGCACCACGCUGGAGGAGCACCAGAAGAGCGAAGCCACCUGGGGACGAGCACCCAACGAUCCCUUCACAGGCGUCCCGUUCACUUCCACCUCCCAACCCCUCCCUAACCCCCAACUGAAGAGCCGCAUCGACCGCUUCAUGCUGCAGAAAGGGACGAUGAGGAGGGACGGGGCGGUGGGACGGCAAGGGGAGGGAGAAAAUCCCCAGGCCUCAAGACUUGUAGCCUCCAAAGUUGACGGACAGGCCCGGUACUCGCCCUGUCUCAGGGAAAGCUCGAUGGACAACGCCGCUAUUCAAUAUAAUGCUGCCGCCCGGAGCGCAAGCAGGACAUUGUUAUCCGAUAACGGGAGUCACACAUUUGCCCCCCAACCUCUUACCAUAGAUGGUAAAUCAGAGUCGGGGAGAAGAAGGAAACGAGAGUUGAGUGGACUUUGCAACAAAUCAUCUGAAGAUUCGACAGCCGAGACGCAACGACUACCUCAAACAAAAAGACAGAGAAAUGAUGGCGUUUUAGCUUUACUCCCGAGCGGCAGCUCUCAUGAGCAGCGUUUGUCCGCCAGUCUAGACGAGGCCCUCCUCUCCGCCCUGCAGGGCCGACCCUCCUUCACCUCAAACGUGUGUCAGCAGGGACGAGUCUGUCCUGAACCAGAACCAAUGAACACUCCACAGCAACGUCCGACUGCAGGCAUUCCUAGCACCCCAACAGGCGAGCAGACGUGCUCGGCGUGCUCCUGCUCGGUGUCGGUCUUCUCUAAAUCUGCAUCAGCCAUCUACCGCCUGAGCUGCGGCCACUUGCUCUGCCGUACCUGCGUGCGGGCGGAAUCCCAACCACUGAACUCCGUCGCCACGUCAACAUCGGGCCGCAUCGCCUGCCUCGCCUGCCGGAGCCUGAGCGCACGCAGUGAUGUCGUACGAGUGCAUCACUGACUGCUUCUCACAGAGGAGUGGGACUGUAUGUUUCACACCUGAUCACAUGAUGACGUCCGAAAUAAAUGGUGAUUUGUCUAACAAACAAUUUCCAUGAAACUUCA
Molecule: messenger RNA, 2161 nt
Organism: Gasterosteus aculeatus aculeatus (three-spined stickleback)
Lineage: Eukaryota; Metazoa; Chordata; Actinopteri; Perciformes; Gasterosteidae
Gene: ubox5
Product: U-box domain containing 5
Biological process (GO): protein polyubiquitination
Cellular component (GO): nucleus
Molecular function (GO): ubiquitin-ubiquitin ligase activity; ubiquitin protein ligase binding
Source: RefSeq, a predicted model, not a curated record